Molecule: messenger RNA, 1697 nt
Organism: Aegilops tauschii subsp. strangulata
Lineage: Eukaryota; Viridiplantae; Streptophyta; Magnoliopsida; Poales; Poaceae
Product: aspartic proteinase nepenthesin-1
Cellular component (GO): extracellular region
Source: RefSeq, a predicted model, not a curated record
GGUACUCUUGCGAUUAAUGGCAUCCGAUCCGACCACCGGUUGAUUCUCAGCCAAUCCUUCCUACGUACGUACGUGUUUAUCAGUACGCGCGUGUGUAUAUUGCAGCGGAUACUAGCUAGCUAGCUAAUUACGUACUAGCUAGCUAGAAAAAAUGGCGCGCCCCGCUGCAACAAGAUGCACUAUUGGCAGUGCCUUGGCCGUCACGCUGCUAGCUUGGCUACUUGUCCUCCAGCUUCUCCUCCUGGCGCCGGCGCCGGCGGCCGCGAGGAGGGCGACGACCGUCAACCAGGCGCCCAACUCUCUGUCCACAAAGCCGCCUAGGUCGAGCACCAACGCCCUGGUCAAAAGGGCGCGCCGUCGGAACCGUAACACGGACCAGCUGGGCAGCGCGGCGGCGGACGACGCCGGCUACAUUGUCCUCUACAACGUCUCCAUCGGGGCCACGCAGAACGACGUCUCCGGCGUCGUCGACCUCCUCAACGAUUUCGUCUGGACAACGCAGUGCGUGGCCGCGCCGGUCAGGGUCCCGUGCGCCAGCCAGACGUGCCGGAGCCUCCUGGCCAAUGACACCACCGACGCCUGCGGCGGCAACCCUCCCAACGGCGACGAUAGCUGCAGGUACGUCUACGUGUACGGUCCGGGGAUCAACACCACCGGCUUCGUCGCCAACGAGUCGGUCGCCGUGGCCGUGGGGGACAUCGCGGGCAGCGCGGUGUUGGGGUGCAGCGCCGCCAACAGCACGGUGCCCCUCGAAGGCGAGCCGGGCAGCUUCGGCUUCAACAGGGGCCCACUAUCCUUCGUGUCGCAGCUCAGCGUCAACAAGUUCUCCUACUACCUGGCCGCCGACGAGGCCGGCAGCUCUGACUCCGAGAGCGUCGUGCUCCUCGGCGACGCCGCCGUGCCGCAGACCAACCGCGGCGGCCGCUCGACGCCGCUGCUUAGGGGCACCGCGUUCCCCGACGUUUACUACGUCAACCUCACCUCCAUUCAGGUUGACGGCCAGGCCCUGAGCGGCAUCCCCGCUGGGGCGUUCGACCUUGCCGCCGACGGCAGCUCCGGUGGCGUGGUCAUGAGCACGCUCACCUCCGUCACCCGCCUCCAAGAGGACGCCUACAAGGCCGUGAGGCAGGCGGUAGCCAGCAAGAUCACGGCGCAGGAGGUGAGCGGCUCAGCGUUCGCCGGCGGCAUCUUCGACCUGUGCUACAACGCGCAGGCCGUGGCGGCGCUGACCUUCCCCAAGCUAACGCUGGUGUUCGACGGCGGGGAAGCACCUGCCACGCUGGAGCUCACGACGGUGCACUACUUCUUCAAGGACGACGUCACCGGGCUGCAGUGCCUCACCAUGCUGCCGACGCCCGUGGGCACGCCGUUCGGCUCUGUUCUGGGAACAAUGGUGCAGGCGGGCACCAACAUGAUCUACGACGUCGGCGGCGAGACCCUGACGCUCGAGGAGGGCGCAGCGGCUCCGGCCCCCUCACAGGUGGUGUCGCUCAUGGCCAUAGCCUCUCUGCUCCUUGCUUGGGUGCUACUCUUCUAGCUAGAUGAUCAUCUCGAUCGUGUGCAGUGUUUCAUCUUCUUGCAUGGUUUUGCCAAACGAAAUAUUUCAGCAUUGUGGUGUAUUCAAUAUGUCAUGUAGCCGUAUCUUUAAUUAAGAUGCUUGUACCCAGAUUAAAUAUGAAUAAAUUAUUUAUAAUCCC